Penicillium malachiteum is the source of this 699-nucleotide messenger RNA. Its product is annotated as fumarylacetoacetate hydrolase family protein. Gene Ontology annotation, molecular function: acetylpyruvate hydrolase activity. The coding region runs from base 1 to 699 and encodes 232 amino acids. The transcript is spliced from 3 exons. Gene Ontology annotation, cellular component: mitochondrion. Lineage: Eukaryota; Fungi; Ascomycota; Eurotiomycetes; Eurotiales; Aspergillaceae. The record is from RefSeq and is a predicted model, not a curated record.
AUGGCAUCCUCCAUUAGAGCCAAUUGUCGCAAGAUUAUGUGUAUCGGCCGUAACUACGCCGAUCACAUUGCCGAGCUGAACAGCGCGACUCCCAAGCAACCAUUUUUCUUCCUCAAGCCUGCCUCCUCAAUCCUUACCCCCGGCGCUGGCCCCGUCCUCCGCCCCAAGGGUGUUAGUCUGCAUUAUGAGGUGGAAUUAGGUCUCGUGAUUGGCAAGACCAUUCGCGAUCUGGACCCAGAGGAUGAGAAGUCCGCAUUCGACGCCAUUGAGAGCUACGUGCUCGCUAUUGACAUGACCGCCCGCAAUGUGCAAGACGAAGCUAAGAAGAAGGGUCUCCCCUGGUCCAUUGCUAAGGGAUUCGAUACUUUCCUCCCCAUCUCCGAAGUCAUCGCCAAGUCACGCAUUCCUAACCCCCACGAUGCCUUCCUCCGUCUCCGUGUUGGCGAUGUCGAGCGCCAGGCUGACUCCACCAGCCUGAUGCUGCACCGCAUCCCUAAGCAACUUGCUCAGAUCUCCCGUGUUAUGACCUUGGAGAAGGGUGAUAUCGUUCUGACUGGUACCCCCAAGGGUGUCGGUGAGGUCAAGGCCGGUGAUGUGAUGCAUGCUUCGAUCGAGGUUGAUGGUAAGGAGAUUGAGGAGGGUCGCAUUGUGGUUGAGGUGCAAGACAGUCAGAGCCGCUAUGAGUUCAAGGAGACCUAA